Molecule: messenger RNA, 1404 nt
Organism: Cucumis melo (muskmelon)
Lineage: Eukaryota; Viridiplantae; Streptophyta; Magnoliopsida; Cucurbitales; Cucurbitaceae
Product: thaumatin-like protein 1
Exons: 3
Coding region: 187-1056 (289 amino acids)
Biological process (GO): defense response
Cellular component (GO): extracellular region
Source: RefSeq, a predicted model, not a curated record
UUAAAUAAAGAAAAGCAAGAAAAAGAAAAAGAGAGACAGCAAAGUGUAUAUACGAAGGGCUGUGUAUUUCUCUCGCAACAAGGAAAGUAAAGUUCUUCUUCUUCUUCAAUUCUCAUCAAAACCCAAUUCUUCUUCAUAAUUUUCUUUACCCCAUUUUUUUCUUUCUUCUUCUCAAUCUAUCUUUCAAUGGAUCGUCCACUUCCACUACUUCUCGCCUCUGUUUUCACUCUUCUCCUUCUCUCAGAUGUUCAAUCGACGUCUUUUAAGUUAAUCAACAAGUGUCGUACCACGAUUUGGCCUGGUUUGUUAUCCGGCGCCGGCACUGCCCAACUUCCCACCACCGGUUUCCCUCUCCGCAGCGGCAAAUCCAAGAUCAUUCCGCUUCCUAAAUCUUGGUCCGGUCGAUUAUGGGCUAGAACCCUUUGUGGGUUCGAUUCAGAUGGGAAAUUCUCUUGCUUAACCGGCGACUGUGGGUCGGGUAAAGUGGAGUGUAUCGGCGGCGGCGCUAAGCCGCCGGCUACUUUGGCGGAGUUCACUCUCAACGGUGCCGACGGGCUUGAUUUCUACGACGUCAGUUUGGUGGAUGGGUAUAAUAUUCCGAUGCUGAUUGUGGCUAAAGGUGGGACGAGAGGGGGUUGCGCGGCGACGGGGUGUUUGGUGGAUUUGAACGGCGGGUGUCCGUCGGAGCUGAGAGUAGGGCAUAGUGGUGGAAGGAGCGUGGCUUGUAGAAGCGCGUGUGAGGCAUUCAAUGCUCCGCAAUUUUGUUGUAGUGAGGCGUUCUCUACGCCUGACACGUGUCGACCAUCGGUAUAUUCGUUGUACUUUAAACAUGCUUGCCCACGCGCGUAUAGCUACGCGUAUGAUGACAAAACUAGCACUUUCACGUGCGCCUCCGCUGAUUAUCUCAUUAUAUUUUGCCCAUUGCCUUACACCAGUCAGAAAGUGUUGAGUGCAAGGAAAGAUGGGGCAGAGCUACCGCUCGUGAACAAGACGAUGAUGUAUCUGAGAAGCCGAAGAGCAAACGGCGUGUUAUCUGCAGGUUUAAUUGAAUACUAAGGACUAUAAGAUCAAAUCAACCAAAACUAUGGCUGUGAUCUCUUCUGGCCAACAUUUGUAGCUUCCCUCUCUUACUGACAUUGGCCUUCCCUGUAAUUUUCAGGCAGAUAGUUUCGAAAUGAAUGGUCGACGUCGACAAAGAGGGUCGUUGUUGUGUAUCGACAUCGAUGAUAGGGGGCAAUACCAGCCUUACCGCCACCAUACUCGCAAAGUUUCAUAGUUUUUUUGUGUAUACAUAGUUGAAAUUCAUGUGACAAUAAAUCUUGUCUUUUUGGAAAAAAAUUCAGAUUACAUUCUUGCCUUAGAAGUGAGUAGUAUUCAAGUUUUGUCUUGUGAUUUUCCCUAUAA